Molecule: messenger RNA, 3049 nt
Organism: Mustela lutreola (European mink)
Lineage: Eukaryota; Metazoa; Chordata; Mammalia; Carnivora; Mustelidae
Gene: SH2B3
Product: SH2B adaptor protein 3
Exons: 8
Coding region: 414-2156 (580 amino acids)
Biological process (GO): intracellular signal transduction
Cellular component (GO): plasma membrane
Molecular function (GO): transmembrane receptor protein tyrosine kinase adaptor activity
Source: RefSeq, a predicted model, not a curated record
UGGGCUCCGCUAGCACAGCCGGUUCCUCUUUACAUAACGGCGCGAGGCGGCAUGGGCUCGGGCCACCGCCUCCGCCCGGCCGCCCGCCCGGACUGUCGCGGCCCGUGGUGGCGACGGCGACGGCAGCAGCAAAGUUUCCCCGGCGGCGGCCCGGGGGCGCAUCCCCCCGCAACUGUCAAGCGCUGGCGGCGGAAAUGAUGAGGCGCUGGCCAUUUUCCGAGCCCGGGUUUCCUGCCUGAGCCCCGCUCGAGCGAGCCGCGAGCCAGGAGCCGGCGCGCGGGAGAGAACGCGCCCGGGGCGGGGGCCCGCCCGCCCCCUCGGGAUUUCGGGGGGCCGGGGGCGCGCGACGCCAUGGGCCGGCCGGGCCCGUACCCCCUCUCUCUCAGCCUGGCCGCCCCACCUCGGUCUCCGCCAUGAACGGGCCCACCCUGCAGCCCUCCUCGGCCUCCUCCGCAUCCUCGCCCUCCUCGUCGGCCGCCGCGUCGUCGCCGUCCCCGCGGGGCUGGAGCGAGUUCUGCGAGCUGCACGCGGUGGCCGCGGCCCGGGAGCUGGCGCGGCAGUACUGGCUCUUCGCGCGCGAGCACCCGCACCACGCGCCCCUGCGCGCCGAGCUCGUGUCGCUGCAGUUCACCGACCUCUUCCAGCGCUACUUCUGCCGCGAGGUACGCGAGGGCUGGACACCAGGGCCACCGGGGACCCGGGCCGCGCCGCCCGCGCGCGACUACCGGGACACGGGCCGCGGGCCCCCGUCCAAGGCCGAGGCAGCCCCGGCCGAGUCGGGCCCGGGUCCCGCCGCCCCUGCGCUGCCCAAGGCCCGUAGCUCGGAGGAGCUGGCCCCGCCGCGACCGUCCGCCGCCUGCACCUUCCAGCACCUGCGCCACAGCCUGCGCCACAUCCUGCGCCGCGGCUCGGCCGUGGAGCUGCCGGCCGCCACUGGGGCCGCGGGGGAGGCGGGGGAGGGCCCGGCCCGCUCCGGCCUGGCCAGGAAGCUCCUGCCCUGGAGCCUGGCCCGCGAGCCGCCGCCCGAGGCCCUCAAGGAGGCGGCGCUGCGCUACAGCCUGGCAGACGAGGCGUCCAUGGACAGCGGGGCGCGCUGGCAGCGGGGGCGGCUGGCGCUGCGGCGCACCCGGGGCCCCGACGGCGGUGCGGACCGCGUGCUGGAGCUCUUCGACCCGCCCAAGAGUUCAAAGCCCAAGCUACAAGCAGCCUGCUCCAGUAUCCAGGAGGUUCGGCGGUGCACACGCCUCGAGAUGCCGGACAACCUCUAUACCUUUGUCCUGAAGGUGAAGGACCGGACAGACAUCAUCUUUGAGGUGGGGGACGAGCAGCAGCUGAAUUCCUGGAUGGCCGAGCUCCGGGAAUGCACAGGCCAAGGCAGGCUGGAGAACACAGACCCAGAGACGCACACUCCCUCAGCCCCCGAGUCUGGCACAUCCAACUCCCCACGGGGAAGCACAGAUUCCCUGAACCAAGGUGCUUCUCCUGGGGGGAUGCCGGACCCAGCCUGUCAGAAAACAGAUCACUUCCUGUCCUGCUAUCCCUGGUUCCAUGGCCCCAUCUCCCGGGUGAAGGCAGCCCAGCUGGUUCAGCUGCAGGGUCCCGAUGCUCACGGAGUGUUCCUGGUACGGCAGAGCGAGACACGGCGAGGGGAGUAUGUGCUCACGUUCAACUUCCAAGGCAUAGCCAAGCACCUGCGCCUGUCGCUGACCGAGCGAGGCCAGUGCCGAGUGCAGCACCUCCAUUUCCCCUCCGUCGUGGACAUGCUCCACCACUUCCAGCGCUCUCCCAUCCCACUCGAGUGCGGGGCUGCCUGUGACGUCCGCUUGUCCAGCUAUGUGGUCGUCGUCUCCCAGCCACCAGGUUCCUCCAACACCGUCCUGUUCCCUUUCUCCCUUGCUCACUGGGAUUCGGAGCUGGGCCUUCCCCACCUUAGCUCUUCUGGCUGUCCGCGAGGGCAUGGCCUGGAGGGUCCCCCCAGCCGGCCCUCCCCCCCAGAGCAGAUAUUCCACCUGCUGCCUUCGCCCGAGGAGCUGGAAAACAGCCUGCGGCACCUGGAGCCUGAAGCUGCCAGUCGAGCCCGGGACUCAGACUACGAAAUGGACUCCUCCUCCCGGAGCCAUCUACGGGCCAUAGACAAUCAGUACACACCUCUCUGACCGGCGGUGAGGAAUCCUGGGCCUCACACAUGGCCCUGAGGAGCACAAGCAAGCAGAGAUGUGAACUUGUGAAUGUAAUUUUCUUUCCUUCCUUCCAGAGAGAGAGUUAAGGGACACUGUUAACUGCUCCAGUUUCGAUGUGACCCUUCUAUUUGGCCUGUUAAAGGGCCUCCUGUAAGUUUCAUCGCCCACCACCUGUUUACAGAUGUAGUUCUUGUUCACAGAUGCCACCAGUUCCUGCCCUGAGUCCCCAGGACCAGUCCCAUCCUCUUACGGGAGGUGGUGGGUGAGGGCCAGAGCUGGCGGCAGAAUCUGGGCUCUCUUUUUCACUGACACUGUCACAGCUGAUGGCAGACUUACGGGGCGGGGGGGGGGGGGGGGUGUUGUCAGGAAGCCCAAAACACUAACAAGCCCUGGAUUCUCCUAUGGUUUGCCUGUUGUUGCCUCAGUCCACGUGGCAGGUCUGCCGUCACCCACGUCAUAGGUGAACACACCACUCCUGCUCUGACUCUCAGCUUUAGGACAAAGCUCAAGGUUAAAAAAAUUUUUUAAACAUUUUACCUCAGAUUAAUUUUUCAAAGAAUUCAGGUUUCCAAACUCAUUUAUUGCUAUGUCAUUGCACUCUUUAAACUAAUACCCAUGCGAUUUUGUAGUUCAGAGACAGCUAUGCAAACCCUACCUGACUAGUUCCCAGUCUGAGCCAGCACGCCUGGCUUCCACGUCUUUCAUCCUCAGGACAGUCACCUGCUGCUGAGUAGCCACUGUCCUUACUAAUGAAGAGAAGUGAAAUCCGUCACCCUUUCAGGGAAAUUCAGGCGAUUACUGAAAUAGGAGGGUGGCAAGGAAUAAUUCUACCCUGGUGCCUUAUGAAUAAAAAACUGGAUUCUGGUUAA